Messenger RNA from Fusarium subglutinans, 348 nucleotides. RefSeq lists its product as uncharacterized. The transcript has a single exon. Bases 1 to 348 code for a protein of 115 amino acids. The record is from RefSeq and is a predicted model, not a curated record. NCBI's taxonomy places the organism in Eukaryota, Fungi, Ascomycota, Sordariomycetes, Hypocreales, Nectriaceae.
AUGGCACGAUCAAUCGCCCUCGCAGCUCUUCUCUUCGCCCUCCCUAUCGCAGCGCAGCCUGAAAUCACUUCUUCGUCUGCCGCCACCGCUGCCACUAGCCCAAUGACGACCGACAUCAUCUCAGACUCGCCCGAGUCUACUGAGCACGAGAGCUUGACGAUUGUGUCGACAAUUACCCGCAGUAACGGCAUUGACUAUUACGCGGUUCCGAUCAGCAAAUAUAAUGGUACUGUGACGGGAAGUGCUCCUUCGGCGACUGUUGAUGUGAGCAAUGGGGGGGCAGGAUUGAUGAUUGGGACUGUUGGUAUUGUUGCUGGUGUUGUUGGCGCGCUCGCAGUCGUGUUGUGA